This is a messenger RNA of Macaca mulatta (Rhesus monkey), 12261 nucleotides long. Lineage: Eukaryota; Metazoa; Chordata; Mammalia; Primates; Cercopithecidae. The record is from RefSeq and is a predicted model, not a curated record.
UCCGAGGCAAGAAUGUCUUCCCCAGCACAGGCCUCAGAGGCAGGCUUCCCCAUCCCGGUAAACAACACCCACACACUUUCCACCACUGCUCUAGGGUGAAACCCAAGGCGCUCUAGAGGAGAUGAAUUAUGGAUCCGCCCUCCCGGAAUCCUGGCUCAGCCCUCCCCACGCCACCCGGGGCCAGUCCAGUCUGCUCCCAGUCCGAGGAGGCCGCGUGUCCAGCCGCGGGCAGGAGACCGAGCAGGUCCCUGUGUCUCCAAGUCCCUGAGCCCGUGACACCGGCCCCAGGCCCGGUAGAGAGCAGACAGCCACCAUGGCGAAGGAGGAAGAUGAGGAGAAGAAAGCCAAGAAAGGGAAGAAGGGGAAGAAGGCACCGGAGCCGGAGAAGCCCAAACGGAGCCUGAAGGGGACGUCGCGGCUCUUCAUGGGUUUCCGCGACCGCACACCCAAGAUCUCCAAGAAAGGCCAGUUCCGCAGCGCCUCGGCCUUCUUCUGGGGCCUCCACACCGGCCCCCAGAAGACCAAGCGCAAGAAGAAGGCCCGCACUGUGCUCAAGUCCACGUCGAAGCUCAUGACGCAGAUGCGUAUGGGCAAGAAGAAGCGGGCGAUGAAGGGCAAGAAACCGUCCUUCAUGGUGAUCCGCUUCCCAGGCCGCCGUGGCUACGGCCGCCUUCGGCCGCGCGCCCGGUCGCUCAGCAAGGCGUCCACGGCCAUCAACUGGCUCACAAAAAAGUUCCUCCUCAAGAAGGCCGAGGAGUCGGGCAGCGAGCAGGCCACGGUGGACGCCUGGCUGCAGCGCUCGAGCUCUCGCAUGGGCUCCCGCAAACUCGCCUUCCCGUCGGGUGCCGAGAUCCUGCGGCCCGGGGGCCGGCUCCGGAGGUUCCCCCGCAGCCGCAGCAUCUACGCGUCAGGCGAGCCCCUGGGCUUCCUGCCCUCGGAGGACGAGGCCCCGUUCCAUCACUCGGGUUCCCGCAAGUCGCUGUACGGGCUUGAGGGUUUCCAGGACCUGGGCGAGUAUUAUGACUAUCACCGCGAUGGCGACGACUACUAUGACCGGCAGUCACUCCACCGCUACGAGGAGCAGGAACCCUACCUGGCGGGCCUCGGCCCCUACAGCCCGGCUUGGCCACCCUACAGCGACCACUACUACGGGUACCUGCCGGAGGACCCCUACGACUACUACCACCCCGACUAUUACGGUGGCCCCUUUGAUCCAGGGUACACCUACAGCUACGGCUAUGGCUACAAUGAUUACGAACCCCCAUAUGCGCCCCCGUCGGGGUACUCGUCUCCUUACAGCUACCACGAUGGGUACGAGGGCGAGGCGCACCCAUAUGGCUACUACCUGGAUCCCUAUGCACCGUACGACGUGCCAUACCCGCCCUAUGACCUCCCGUACCACACUCCCUACGAUGUACCCUACUUUGAUCCCUACGGGGUCCCCUACACCGUCCCCUAUGUCGAAGGCAUCUAUGGCGGUGGGGACGAGGCCAUCUACCCCCCCGAGGUGCCCUAUUUUUACCCAGAGGAGUCGACCUCGGCCUUUGUGUACCCCUGGGUACCACCGCCCAUCCUGUCGCCCCACAAUCCGUAUGCCCACCCCAUGGAUGACAUUGCCGAGCUGGAGGAGCCGGAGGACGCGGGCGGGGAGCGUCAGGGGACCUCCUUCCGCCUGCCCAGCGCCGCCUUCUUCGAGCAGCAAGGCAUGGACAAGCCCGCCAGGUCCAAGCUGUCCCUCAUCCGCAAGUUCCGCCUCUUCCCGCGACCCCAGGUGAAGCUGUUUGGGAAGGAGAAGCUGGAGGUGCCCCUGCCACCCUCUCUGGAUAUUCCUCUGCCCUUAGGGGAUGCGGACGAAGAAGAGGACGAGGAGGAGCCGCCCCCGGUGCCCAAUGUGCCCUACGGCCACCCUUUCUGGGGCUUCCUCACGCCACGCCAGCGAAACCUCCAGCGCGCGCUGUCGGCCUUCGGCGCCCACCGGGGCCUGGGCUUCGGCCCUGAGUUUGGCCGCCCCGCUCCUCGCCCUGCCACCUCGCUGGCGCGGUUCCUCAAGAAGACGCUGUCGGAGAAGAAGCCCAUUCCGCGGCUCAGGGGCAGCCAGAAGGCCCGGGCGGGCGGCCCCGCGGUCAGGGAGGCAGCCUACAAACGCUUCGGCUACAAGCUGGCUGGCAUGGACCCGGAGCGGCCCAGCACGCCCAUCGUGCUGAGGAGGGCCCAGCCACGCGCUCGCAGCGGCAACGACGCGCGCCGCCCUCCCGCGCCCGCGCCCGCGCCCAGGAAGGUCUCCCACUGGAGCGCGCUCCUGUCCCCGCCCGUGCCCCCUAGGACCCCCAGCCCCGGGCCCCCGCCUGCACCGCCCCUCUACCCGGCAUUCUCGGGCCUGCCCCGGCCGGCCUCGCCCUACGGCUCCCUCCGCCGCCACCCGCCACCCUGGGCCGCCCCAGCGCACGUGCCCCCGGCGCCGCAGGCCAGCUGGUGGGCCUUCGUGGAGCCCCCUACCGUGAGUCCGGAGAUGCCCCCCGACCUACUGGCCUUCCCCGGGCCCCGACCCUCGUUCAGGGACUCCCGCGGGCGAGGGGCGGCCUUCGGCUUCCCCGGGGCCUCCCCACGGGCGUCGCGGAGGCGAGCCUGGUCACCACUGGCCUCGCCCCAGCCCUCGCUGAAGAGCCUGCCGGGCCCCGGCUACCGCUCACCCUUGGCGCCCCCGUCGCCUCAGCUGUCCUUGCGCGCGGGACCCUUCCAGCCGCCCUUCCCGCCCCCGGCCCGCCGGCCCCGCUCGCUGCAGGAGUCCCCAGCCCCACGCAGAGCCGCGGGGCGCCUGGGCCCACCCCGCUCGCCGCUGCCGGGCUCACCCAGGCCACCCUCGCCGCCCCCGGGGCUGGGCCACAGCCCGCGGCGCCGCUCCCUGAAUCUGCCCUCGCACCUCCCGCACACGUGGCGGCGCCUCAGCGAGCCACCCACUCGGGCUGUGAAGCCACGAGUGCGCCCGCCCUUCCACCGACCGCCCGGGGCCGGAGCCGGGGCCUGGCGGGCGCCCCUGGAGCACCGGGAAAGCCCGCGAGAAGCCGAGGACUCAGAGGUGCCCUGGACCGUGCCCCCGCUGGCCCCCAUCUGGGACGUGGACAUGCCUCCCACCCAACGCCCACCCUCCCCCUGGCCAGGAGGUGCAGGCAGCCGCCGAGGCUUUUCCAGGCCACCCCCUGUGCCGGAAAACCCCUUUCUCCAGCACGUAGGCCCUGUGCCAUCCACCACCCUCCAGCCUGAGGAUGCAGCUGCUGAUAUGACCAGGGUCUUCCUGGGCAGACACCAUGAGCCGGGUCCUGGACAGCUCACCAAAUCAGCUGGCCCAACCCCUGAGAAGCCUGAAGAAGAGGCCACCCUGGGAGACCCCCAGCUGCCAGCAGAGACCAAGCCUCCAAUCCCAACACCUCCCAAGGAUGUCACACCCCCUAAGGAUGUCCUCCCAGAGCAAAAGACAUUAAGGCCCAGCCUCUCAUACCCACUGGCUGCACGUGAGCAGACCAGGGCCACAUGGCCACCAUGGCACCGCUGGGGGACACUGCCCCAAACCGCAGCCCCCUUGGCACCCACCAGGGCCCCAGAGCCCCUGCCCAAGGGGGGCAAGCGGCGCCAGGCAACCCCUGGGCGUUUUGCUGUGGUCAUGCCUCGUGUGCAGAAGCUGAGCUCUUUCCAGCGAGUUGGGCCUGCAGCCCUGAAGCCUCGAGUCCAGCCAACCCAGGACCCCAAGCCAAGAGCCUGGGGUCUUCGCUGGUCCUGCCUGUGGCUUCGGGCAGAUGCCUGUGGACCCAGGCCACGAGUACACGCCCACCCCCAGUCCUGCCACCUGGGCCCUGGAGCCGCCUGCCUCUCCCUUAAGGGCUCCUGGGAAGAGGUCGGCCCCCCAAGCUGGCGGAACAAGAUGCACUCCAUCCGAAACCUGCCAUCUGUGCGGUUCCGCGAGCAGCACAGGGAGGAUGGUGUGGAGGACAUGACACAGCUGGAAGACCUCCAGGAAACCACUGUGCUGUCCAACCUCAAGAUUAGGUUUGAACGGAACCUCAUCUACACAUACAUCGGGAGCAUCCUGGUGUCGGUGAACCCAUACCAAAUGUUUGGAAUCUAUGGGCCGGAGCAGGUGCAGCAGUACAAUGGACGGGCCCUGGGAGAGAAUCCCCCGCACCUCUUUGCUAUUGCAAAUCUCGCCUUCGCCAAAAUGCUCGAUGCCAAACAGAACCAGUGCAUAAUCAUCAGUGGAGAGAGCGGCUCUGGCAAAACUGAGGCCACCAAGCUGAUUCUUCGCUACCUGGCCGCCAUGAACCAGAAACGGGAUGUCAUGCAGCAGAUAAAGAUCCUGGAGGCAACACCCCUCUUGGAGUCCUUCGGUAAUGCCAAAACCGUCAGGAACGACAACUCCAGCCGCUUUGGGAAGUUCAUGGAAAUCUUUCUGGAAGGGGGCGUGAUCUCUGGUGCCAUAACCUCCCAGUAUCUGCUUGAGAAAUCCAGGAUCGUGUUUCAGGCCAAAAACGAGAGGAAUUACCACAUCUUCUAUGAGUUGUUGGCCGGGUUGCCUGCCCAGCUCCGGCAGGCCUUUAGCCUGCAAGAGGCUGAGACCUACUACUAUCUGAACCAGGGUGGGAACUGUGAGAUAGCAGGAAAGAGCGAUGCAGAUGACUUUCGCCGACUCCUGGCUGCCAUGGAGGUGCUGGGCUUCAGCAGCGAGGACCAGGACAGCAUCUUCCGCAUCCUGGCCUCCAUCCUGCACCUGGGCAAUGUCUACUUUGAGAAGUAUGAGAUGGAUGCACAGGAGGUGGCCUCAGUGGUGAGUGCCCGGGAGAUCCAGGCCGUGGCAGAGCUGCUGCAGAUCUCCCCUGAGGGUCUGCAGAAGGCCAUCACCUUCAAAGUGACCGAGACAAUGCGAGAGAAGAUCUUCACGCCCCUAACUGUGGAGAGCGCUGUGGAUGCCAGGGACGCCAUCGCCAAGGUCUUGUAUGCACUGCUGUUCAGCUGGCUCAUCACCAGGGUCAACGCACUGGUGUCCCCACGGCAGGACACGCUGUCCAUCGCCAUCCUGGACAUCUAUGGUUUCGAGGACUUGAGCUUCAACAGCUUUGAGCAGCUGUGUAUUAACUACGCAAACGAGAACCUUCAGUACCUUUUCAACAAGAUUGUCUUCCAGGAGGAGCAGGAGGAGUAUAUCCGUGAGCAGAUCGACUGGCAGGAGAUCACCUUUGCUGACAACCAGCCCUGCAUCAACCUCAUCUCACUGAAACCUUAUGGCAUCCUGCGAAUCCUCGAUGACCAGUGUUGCUUUCCCCAGGCUACAGACCACACCUUCCUACAGAAGUGCCACUACCAUCAUGGCGCCAACCCGCUCUAUUCCAAACCCAAGAUGCCGCUGCCUGAGUUCACCAUCAAGCACUAUGCAGGCAAGGUCACCUACCAGGUGCACAAGUUCCUGGACAAGAACCACGACCAAGUGCGCCAGGACGUGCUGGAUCUGUUCGUACGGAGCCGGACACGGGUGGUGGCACACCUCUUCUCCAGCCAUGCCCCACAGGCUGCCCCUCAGCGCCUGGGCAAGAGCAGCUCCGUCACUCGGCUCUACAAGGCACACACCGUGGCUGCCAAGUUCCAGCAGUCACUCCUGGAUCUGGUGGAAAAGAUGGAGAGGUGUAACCCCUUGUUCAUGCGUUGCCUGAAGCCCAACCACAAGAAGGAGCCAAAUCUCUUUGAGCCAGAUGUGGUAAUGGCACAGUUACGCUAUUCAGGGGUGCUGGAGACCGUGAGGAUCCGCAAGGAGGGAUUUCCAGUGCGCCUGCCUUUCCAAGGGUUCAUCGACAGGUACUGCUGUCUAGUGGCCCUCAAGCAUGACCUGCCGGCUAAUGGGGACAUGUGUGUGUCAGUGCUGAGUCGCCUGUGCAAAGUCAUGCCAAACAUGUACCGUGUUGGGGUCAGCAAGCUGUUCCUUAAGGAACACCUAUACCAGCUGCUGGAGAGUAUGCGAGAGCAUGUCCUGAAUCUGGCAGCCCUCACGCUGCAGCGCUGCCUCCGUGGCUUCUUCAUUAAGCGGCGAUUCCGCUCUCUGCGCCACAAGAUCAUCCUGCUGCAAAGCCGGGCUCGUGGCUACCUUGCCAGGCAACGCUAUCAGCAGAUGAGGAGGAGUCUGGUGAAGUUCCGGUCCCUGGUACACGCAUACAUGAGCCGCCGACGCUAUCUCAAGGAGCUGAGCAAGCGGGAGGUAGUGGCUGUGGGGCACCUGGAGGUACCGGCUGAGCUGGCUGGGCUCUUGCAAGCAGUGGCAGGCCUCAGGCUGGCCCAGGUGCCUCAGGUGGCCCCUGUGCGGACUCCUCGGCUCCAGGCUGAGCCCCGUGUCACACUGCCCCUGGACAUCAACAACUAUCCUAUGGCCAAGUUUGUCCGGUGCCACUUCAAGGAACCUGCCUUUGGGAUGCUGACAGUGCCCCUGAGGACACCCCUCACGCAGCUGCCCGCCGAGCACCAUGCAGAAGCCGUGAGCGUCUUCAAGCUGAUCCUGCGCUUCAUGGGUGACCCCCACCUGCAUGGUGCCCGGGAGAACAUCUUCGGGAACUACAUUGUGCAGAAGGGGCUGGCGGUGCCUGAGCUGCGGGACGAGAUCCUGGCACAGCUGGCCAAUCAGGUGUGGCACAAUCACAAUGCCCACAAUGCUGAGCGGGGCUGGCUGCUGCUGGCCACCUGCCUCAGUGGCUUUGCACCUUCCCCGCGCUUCAACAAGUACCUUCUCAAGUUUGUGUCUGAUUAUGGGCGGAAUGGCUUCCAGGCUGUGUGUCAGCAUCGCCUCAUGCAGGCCAUGGGCCGGGCCCAACAGCAGGGCUCGGGGGCUGCCCGCACCUUACCCCCGACCCAGCUCGAGUGGACAGCGACCUAUGAGAAGGCCAACAUGGCGCUGGACGUGGGCUGCUUCAAUGGUGACCAGUUCUCCUGCCCGGUGCACUCCUGGAGUACGGGAGAAGAAGUGGCUGGAGACAUUCUGAGGCACAGGGGGCUGGCAGAUGGCUGGCGUGGCUGGACCGUGGCCAUGAAGAAUGGUGUCCAGUGGGCAGAGCUGGCUGGCCACGACUAUGUGUUGGACCUGGUGUCGGACCUGGAGCUGCUCAGGGACUUCCCUCGACAGAAGUCCUACUUCAUUGUGGGUGCAGAGGGGCCUGUAACCAGCAGGGGAGGCCCCAAAGUGGUGUUUGGGAACAGCUGGGACUCGGAUGAGGACACACCCACUAGACCCCAGCCCCAGGAGCACAUGCACGAAGUACCUGACUCUGAUGGGUACAGCAGCCACAAUGAGGAUGGUACAAAUGGGGAGACUGAGGCCCAAAGAGGGACAGCAACCCACCAAGAGUCAGACAGUCUUGGAGAGCCUGCUGUGCCCCACAAGGGGCUGGACUGCUACCUGGAUAGCCUCUUCGACCCCGUGCUGUCCUAUGGGGAUGCGGACCUGGAGAAGCCAACAGCCAUUGCCUACCGAAUGAAAGGGGGAGGCCAGCCCAGUGGAGGCAGCAGUAGUGGUACUGAAGACACCCCCAGGAGACCCCCAGAGCCAAAGCCAAUCCCAGGCCUGGACGCCUCCACAUUGGCUCUACAGCAAGCCUUCAUCCACAAACAGGCCGUGCUGCUGGCCCGGGAGAUGACCCUGCAGGCCAUGGCGCUCCAGCAGCAGCCCCUGAGUGCUGCCCUGAGAUCCUUGCCCACAGAGAAACCCCCAGCACCAGAGGCACAGCCGAAGUCUGUAGGCACCGGUCCCCCUGCCAAACCUGUGCUUCUUCGUGUCACUCCAAAGCCCUUGGCUCCAGCCCCUCUGAAGGCUCCAAGGCUCACCACUAAGCCUGUGGCUGCCCCUGUUCUAGCUCAGGAUCAGGCUUCUCCAGAAACCACUUCACCCUCCCCAGAGUUGGUCCGGUACUCAACGCUCAACUCGGAGCACUUCCCACAGCCCACACAGCAGAUCAAGAAUAUUGUCAGGCAGUACCAGCAGCCAUUCCGGGGAGGCCGGCCCGAGGCCCUCAGGAAGGAUGGCGGGAAGGUGUUCAUGAAGCAGCCAGACCCCCACGAGGAGGCCCUGAUGAUCCUGAAGGGGCAGAUGACUCACCUGGCAGCUGCACCUGGCACCCAGGUGUCCAGAGAGGCUGUGGCCCUGGUGAAGCCGGUGACCAGUGUGCCAAGGCCAUCCAUGGCACCCACUUCAGCUCUGCCCUCGCGGUUGCUGGAGCCCCCUGAGGAACCCAUGCAGACGCGGCUGCACCGCCUCAUCAACCCCAGCUUCUACGGCUAUCAGGACGCCCCCUGGAGGAUCUUCCUGCGCAAAGAGGUGUUUUACCCCAAGGACAGCUACAGCCAUCCUGUGCAGCUUGACCUCCUGUUCCGGCAGAUCCUGCACGACACACUCUCCGAGGCCUGCCUGCGCAUCUCUGAGGAUGAGAGGCUCAGAAUGAAGGCCUUGUUUGCCCAGAAUCAGCUGGACACACAGAGGCCCCUGGUAACAGAGAGUGUGAAGCGGGCCGUGGUCAGUGCUGCACGAGACACCUGGGAGGUCUACUUCUCCCGCCUCUUCCCUGCCACGGGCAGUGUGGGCACUGGUGUGCAGCUCCUAGCUGUGUCCCACGUGGGCAUCAAACUCCUGAGGAUGGUCAAAAGUGGCCAGGAGGCUGGCGGGCAGCUGCGGGUCCUGCGUGCAUACAGCUUUGCAGAUAUCCUGUUUGUGACCAUGCCCUCCCAGAACAUGCUGGAGUUCAACUUGGCCAGUGAGAAGGUCAUCCUCUUCUCAGCCCGAGCACACCAGGUCAAGACCCUGGUGGAUGACUUCAUUUUGGAGCUGAAGAAGGACUCUGACUACGUGGUCGCUGUGAAGAACUUCCUGCCUGAAGACCCAGCGCUGCUGGCUUUCCACAAGGGCGACAUCAUACACCUGCAGCCCCUAGAGCCACCUCGAGUGGGCUACAGUGCCGGCUGCGUGGUUCGCAAGAAGGUGGUAUACCUGGAGGAGCUGCGACGUAGAGGUCCCGACUUUGGCUGGAGGUUCGGGACCAUCCACGGGCGCGUUGGCCACUUCCCUUCGGAGCUGGUGCAGCCCGCUGCUGCCCCCGACUUCCUGCAGCUGCCAGCGGAGCCGGGCCGCGGCCGAGCAGCCGCCGUGGCCGCUGCUGUGGCCUCUGCAGCCGCUGCACAGGAGGUGGGCCGCAGGAGAGAGGGUCCCCCAGUCAGGGCCCACUCUGCUGACCAUGGGGAGGAUGCCCUGGCGCUCCCACCCUACACAAUGCUCGAGUUUGCCCAGAAGUAUUUCCGAGACCCUCAGAGGAGACCCCAGGAUGGCCUCAGGCUGAAAUCCAAGGAGGCUCGGGAGUCCAGAACCUUGGAGGACAUGCUUUGCUUCACCAAGACUCCCCUCCAGGAAUCCCUCAUCGAACUCAGCGACAACAGCCUCAACAAGAUGGCCACCGACAUGUUCCUAGCUGUGAUGAGGUUCAUGGGGGAUGCCCCACUGAAGGGCCAGAGUGACCUGGACGUGCUUUGUAACCUCCUGAAGGUCAGUCCAGCCAACUUUGCCAGAUGCCUCCUUUCCUGCUCUGUGGCUCAGUUUCCCCAUCUGUCAAUGAGUCACAGGACAUUAGGGUGGGAAACCUCUCCCAUGGUCCAAAAAGGAAUGCAUCAUGCUGAUGGGGAGGGGGCUGGGAAAGGGACACCAGGCCUGUCUUCAGGUGCCCACCCUGUUCUUAUGUACCUGGUAUGUGACAUAGCCCCUAGCCUGUCUUUGGUGUGUAACCUCCCUGUCCUCCUUCAGCUGUGCGGGGACCAUGAGGUCAUGCGGGAUGAAUGUUACUGCCAAGUUGUGAAGCAGAUCACAGACAAUACCAGCUCCAAGCAGGACAGCUGCCAGCGAGGCUGGAGGCUGCUAUACAUCGUGACUGCCUACCACAGCUGCUCUGAGGUCCUCCACCCACACCUCACUCGCUUCCUCCACGACGUGAGCCGGACCCCGGGCCUGCCCUUUCAGGGGAUCGCCAAGGCCUGUGAGCAGAACCUGCAGAAAACCUUGCGCUUCGGGGGUCGUCUGGAGCUCCCCAGCAGCAUAGAGCUUCGCGCCAUGUUGGCAGGCCGCAGUUCCAAGAGGCAACUCUUUCUUCUUCCUGGAGGCCUUGAACGCCAUCUCAAAAUUAAAACAUGCACUGUGGCCCUGGACGUGGUGGAAGAGAUCUGUGCUGAGAUGGCUCUGACACGCCCUGAGGCCUUCAGUGAAUAUGUUAUCUUCGUUGUCACCAACCGUGGCCAGCAUGUGUGCCCACUCAGUCGCCGUGCUUACAUCCUGGAUGUGGCCUCAGAGAUGGAGCAGGUGGACGGCGGCUACAUGCUGUGGUUCCGGCGUGUGCUCUGGGAUCAGCCACUCAAGUUCGAGAAUGAGCUAUAUGUGACCAUGCACUACAACCAGGUCCUGCCUGACUAUCUGAAGGGCCUCUUCAGCAGUGUGCCAGCCAGCCAGCCCAGCGAGCAGCUGCUGCAGCAGGUGUCCAAGCUGGCUUCACUGCAGCAUCGCGCCAAGGACCACUUCUACCUGCCGAGCGUGCGGGAAGUCCAGGAGUACAUCCCAGCCCAGCUCUACCGUACAACAGUAGGCUCGACCUGGCUCAACCUGGUCAGCCAGCACCGGCAGCAGACACAGGCGCUCAGCCCCCACCAGGCCCGUGCCCAGUUUCUGGAGCUGCAGCAACAUUGCUGUGCCAGCCCCUUGCAUCCUUGCUGUCAACCACAAUGGCCUCAACUUUCUCAGCACAGAGACUCAUGUGAGUGGCCUCAGCCUGGCACUGCCAUCACCACCCUCUGUUCCCUGGUCCCCUACCCCCUCCAAGGGGCCAAGACCUCCAGCCACCGAAGCCCAGUUCCACUGGUUACCACCUUUAUGAUCUCAGGCAAGUCUCUUGCCCUCUCUGAGCCUUGCUUUCCUCAUCUGGAAAAUGAGGAUAAGAGUUGAGCCCACCCAUAGGGCUGUUGUGAAGGUGAGAUGAGGUAAAACAUACCCUAUGCACUCAAAUAGUACAUCUGUGUGCUUGGGCUGCCGUAACAAAAGACCACAGACUGAGUAACUUAAACAACAGAAGUUGAUUUCUCACAAUUCUGGAGGCUGGCGGUCCAAGGUCAAGGUGUCAGCAGGUCUGGUUUCUUUGGUGGUUUGCAGACAGCUGUCUUCUUGCCGCGUCCUCACAUGGCCUUUCCUCUGUGUGCGCACAGCCCUGGUAUCUCUUUUUGUAUCCUAAUUUCCUCUUAUAAGGACACCUGUCAUAUUGGAGGAGGGCCCAUCCUAACAGCUUCAUUUUAACUUAGUCACCUCUUUAAAGCCCUUAUUUCUAAAUACAUUCUGAGGCACUGGGAGUUAGGGUUUCAACAUGGGAAUUUGGUGGGGGACAUGAUUCAGCCCAUAUUAAGUAGGACCUGUUACCCCCUUAGUUUUUGCUCCCAGAACUAGACCCUGAGACAGGGAUUCCAGGGCAAGUGGUUGAUUUAGAGUUGAUUCCAGGAAACACUGGAGUGAGGAAGUGAGACAGGGAAGGGAUGGAGCCAGUAGAGGGGGUGUUAGCAAGCAAGUUGCUGAUGUGGGCACCUGGAGGUCAGUCCAGCUGGGGAGCCCUGAGAGAUAGCCUAGGGCUUUGCUUCUGUCCUGGGAACAAGGGAGCUGGGGUGUCUAUUCAACACUUCCCAUCUGUCAUUAGCAAGGGCUUCUUUCUGAGGCAUUAACUCUCUAUCACUCUGACUUUCCCUGUAUGUGGUCUAAGUUUGCUUCCUGGGCCAGAAGAAAAGCCCCUAGACAGGCUAGGUACUUGACUCACAUCUGUAACCCUAGCACUUAGGGAAUCAGAGGCAGGAGGAUUCCUUGAGCCCAGGAGUUUGAGACUGGCCUGGGCAACACAGGAGGCCCCGUUUUCCACAAAAAGGAAAUUUUAAAAAGAGGUGCCGGUGUUCACAAGAAGCAACUUUGAUGUGAAGUUCAGGGCACCAAUACCUCUGUAUCCCAAGCACUUAGAACACUUAGAGCAGUCCCUGGCACAUGGUAGAUGCAUCAUCAGUAUUUGUUGAAUCAAUUUCACAGGUGAGGAAACUGAGGUCCAGAGAGGUAAAGUGAUUUGCUCAAGGUCACACAAAUCACUGGGGAACUGGUACUUGAACUGGAGUGAGUCUCGUGCCUCCUAUAGAUCUGAUUUGCAGGGGAGGGGUAAGAGUGGUUGAGACUGUCCUCACCCACAG